CCUCCAUUAAUGCCCUAAUCCCAUGGAUUCUUAUAGUAACAGCUCUUCCUUUCUCUCAAUGCUUCUAAUCUUCCUCUUCUUCUUCUUGAAGCCCCAUGUACAAUGCCAGCUGGACUAUGGUUUCUAUGAUGAAACUUGCCCGAAACUCACGAAGAUCAUCCGAUACGGGGUGUGGUCCGCCAUUCAGAAUGAUACGAGGAUCGCGGCGUCACUUCUUCGCCUUCACUUCCAUGAUUGUAUUGUCAAUGGAUGUGAUGCAUCGCUGCUGCUUGAUGAGACAAGCAAGAUGAAGGGCGAGAAGAAUGCAUUAGCUAACAGGAAUUCGAUCAGAGGUUUUGAGGUGAUCGAUGACAUCAAGGCCGCCGUAGAGAAAGAGUGUCCAUCGACCGUCUCUUGUGUUGAUAUACUCACUCUAGCAUCAAGAGAAGCUGUGUUUCUAUCAGGUGGGCCAUAUUGGUUAGUGGCCUUAGGAAGGAGAGAUGGCACAACAGCCAGUGAAAGCGCAGCCAACGAGCAGAUACCAGGACCGUCCGAAUCCCUCCAAAACAUCACCUCGAAAUUCACUUCCAAGGGUCUCUCCUCCAAAGAUGUUGUCGUACUUUCAGGUGCACACACCAUAGGUUUCGCCCAAUGCUUCACCUUCAAAUCAAGGCUCUUCGAUUUUGCCGGCUCUGGUAAGCCGGACCCGAACCUCGAUUCAUCUCUCCUCCAGAGUCUCCAGAGCGUGUGCCCAAACGGAGACGGAUCAAAUGCCAACCUGGCACCGCUGGACCCAGUCACGAUCAACAAGUUCGACAACGUGUACUUCAAGAACCUGGUGAACAAUUCAGGCCUUCUGCAAUCAGAUCAGGCCCUGAUGAGGGACACUGAUAGUUCUGCAUUGGUGAAUAACUAUAGCAAGUACCCAUAUCUGUUCUCCAAGGAUUUUGGAGCGUCCAUGGCGAAAAUGGCCAAUAUAGGUGUGAUCACCGGUCAAGAUGGACAGAUCAGGAAGAAUUGUAGGGCUGUAAACUAGCCUUUGGUGGGCCAAAACAAUGUGUAACUAUGUUGACUGCAUGAAACUAAGGAUGUAUGAAUAAAAACGUGUUUGUGGAUGAA
Magnolia sinica is the source of this 1098-nucleotide messenger RNA. Its product is annotated as peroxidase 10-like. The transcript has 4 exons. The record is from RefSeq and is a predicted model, not a curated record. Gene Ontology annotation, biological process: hydrogen peroxide catabolic process; response to oxidative stress. Gene Ontology annotation, molecular function: peroxidase activity; heme binding. NCBI's taxonomy places the organism in Eukaryota, Viridiplantae, Streptophyta, Magnoliopsida, Magnoliales, Magnoliaceae. The coding region runs from base 23 to 1015 and encodes 330 amino acids.